Messenger RNA from Rhipicephalus microplus (southern cattle tick), 1398 nucleotides. RefSeq names its product solute carrier family 25 member 32. NCBI's taxonomy places the organism in Eukaryota, Metazoa, Arthropoda, Arachnida, Ixodida, Ixodidae. The record is from RefSeq and is a predicted model, not a curated record. Gene Ontology annotation, biological process: transmembrane transport; nucleotide transport.
AAAUAGAGGAGGCGUUGACUCUACCCGAGGGUCGCCCGACGCUUCCAGGACAAUUCUCCGGCGACACGCAUGCCCUGUGGCAUGGCAUGUCUUGCGAGUGCGUGUGUUGUUUAUUGAGGUGGUCUUCUCUACGAGCUUUGUGCGGACUGGAUGAACGCCGAAACAAUGUCCAGAUUGUUGAAAAUGUCGUGCGAAUGCAACGGUGCCCACCGCAAACCGGCGAGUAUCUUGUCGUUCCUGUCCCAUGUGAAGCCGGGCCAUCUGAUUGCUGGAGUAUGUGGUGGACUAGCUUCCACCUUGGCGGUACAUCCGUUUGACUUGUUGAAGAUAAGGCUCGCUGUGAAUGAUGGUGCGGUUUCAAGCAGACCCCAUUAUCGUGGGUUUCUCAACGCGGUCGCUACGAUUUUCAGCCAAGAAGGCAUCGUUGGAUUUUACCGAGGUGUAACACCCAACUGCAUCGGCGCUGGCGCCUCGUGGGGUUUUUAUUUCUUCUUCUACAACGCCAUCAAGUCGCAGUUGUCAUUGAGUGCUCGCACCGAACAUCUCGGGCCGGGGCGACACAUGCAGGCCGCCGCAGAGGCUGGCAUUCUGACGCUGCUGAUGACGAAUCCGAUCUGGGUUGUGAAGACGAGGAUGUGCCUUCAGUACAACACGUCGCAACUGUCAGAUGAACUUCGAUACAAGAGCACGUUGGACGCCCUCAGAAAAAUAUACCGCUACGAUGGAGUGAGGGGCCUCUAUCGAGGUUUCAUACCAGGCGUCUUUGGAGUGUCGCACGGUGCGCUGCAGUUCAUGGCUUACGAGGAAAUGAAGAAGUUAUACCACCACCACUUCGGUGCCGGCAGUCAGCUAGGCACGUUUGAGUAUCUCGCCUUUGCCGCCCUCUCGAAACUUUUCGCGACCACGUUGACGUACCCUUAUCAGGUAGUGAGGGCGAGACUGCAGGAUCAGCACAAGAAGUACUCCAGCAUCGCCGACUGCAUAUCAAGGACUUGGCGAUUUGAAGGCUACGCGGGUUUUUACAAGGGCCUAGUUCCGAACUUACUCCGCGUCACUCCGGCUACUGCUAUCACAUUUGUGGUGUACGAGAACAUCUCCAAGUGGCUUGUCAACACUUAAGUUACCAUGCAAAAAAGUGCAAAAGUGCCAGACAGUUGUUUUACCAUCACAGAGUAAUAUAUAUGCUGUUCACAUUUGCAUUGUUUCUAGGAUGCCAGUAAUAAGGUAAAAUGCCUUAGCCAAAGAAAGAACAUGUGGUACAGUGUGCACUUUUCUGUUGUCGUUAAAGCUAGUCGUACAACGAAGUACGAGAGUGCAUUGUUGUCGUGUACCACUGUACUUACGCAUAUUGACAGCACGUUUUUUUCCAUUGUUUUCAAUAAAUAUUCUAAACGUGAA